AUGGGUGUCAGAGGAAUUCGAAAACACUUGAAGCGUUUAAAUGCACCGAAGCACUGGAUGCUCGACAAGUUGGGGGGCAACUUCGCUCCCCGACCGAGCACCGGCCCUCACAAACUAAGGGAGUGUCUUCCCUUGGCCAUAUUCCUGAGAAAUCGAUUGAAGUAUGCUCUCACCUAUGACGAGUGUACUAAAAUCCUCAAGCAGCGCCUCGUGAAAGUCGACGGCCGCGUGCGUACGGACAGGAAAUUCCCUGCUGGAUUCAUGGAUGUUAUUUCGAUUGAUCGAACAAACGAGCACUUCCGUCUUAUCUACGACACAAAGAAGCGCUUCGCUAUCCACCGUAUCCACCCGGAGGAGGCUAAGUACAAGCUUUGCAAGAUCCGUAAGGUCUUGACUGGGCCCGGAAACGUUCCCUAUAUCGUCACUCAUGAUGCUCGCACAAUUCGCUACCCCGAUCCGGAAAUCAAAGUUAACGAUACCGUCCAGAUUGACCUUGCUACUGGAAAGGUUCUGAACUUUAUCAAAUUUGAGCCUGGAAACGUCUGUAUGGUGACCGGCGGUCACAACUUGGGCCGUGUUGGUGUCAUUACCCAGUGGGAGCGUCACCCUGGCUCAGUAGAAAUGGUGCACGUUCGUGACAACACAGGACACCAGUUCGUCACCCGGCUGAACAACAUCUUCAUUAUUGGAAAGUCCAACAAGGCCUGGGUUUCUCUUCCAAAGGGCAAGGGCAUCCGCCUUAGCAUCAUUGAGGAGCGUGAUCGUCGUCUAAGAGCUAAGCGUCAUGGUCAUUAA
This is a messenger RNA of Dibothriocephalus latus, 795 nucleotides long. Lineage: Eukaryota; Metazoa; Platyhelminthes; Cestoda; Diphyllobothriidea; Diphyllobothriidae. The record is from the annotation of a GenBank genome assembly.